This is a messenger RNA of Patiria miniata (bat star), 1749 nucleotides long. RefSeq lists its product as uncharacterized. NCBI's taxonomy places the organism in Eukaryota, Metazoa, Echinodermata, Asteroidea, Valvatida, Asterinidae. The transcript has 6 exons. The record is from RefSeq and is a predicted model, not a curated record. Bases 521 to 1471 code for a protein of 316 amino acids.
CGAGUCAUUGGGCCCAGUCGUCGGGUCAGACACGGGGCAAACUGCCGUCAGGGCACGCUCCGGAAACUUGGCGUACGAUGAGCAAUUCGACGCAUGGGACUUAAACUUUAAGUACGAGCCUUAGUACAGACACAGUCAAUAAUAUUUUAGUUCAUAAAAUGCUCUGAGAGGCCUGAGACCACAUACACGUCAAACACUCAAACAUAGCGGAACCACCCCCUCACGUUAAACCAACCACCAUGCUCAUGCGCAGUAAGGAGACCACGCCCUCAAAGUAAUGAUCUGAUGGAAACCACGCCCCCUCAAGCGCCUCAGCUUCCAAUCACCGUCAGUUGUUGCGCACUGGGUCACUACCCCCACCUCCCAAAUAAAAGCAAGCAGAGUCGAUACAAGGUCAGAAUCCGCGUACUUUCUGCCCGUGAAUGGUUUGAAUCGGUUUGUCAAGUUUUGGGUAAAGAAGACGAUCUGAAAAGCAAUUGCAAUUUUUACGAUUGAGUGAUUUCUCGAAAGCACAUACAUAAUGAGAAUCCUGUCGUCAAUUAUCGUCAUGGCAACCAUCUCGGUUGCCAUAACAACGGCCCAAGAGACGACGUGUACUUGCGACCCUGCGCAGUAUGAAGGGAUGGAGAACCGCAUCACGACCUUAGAGAACCUGACCGCCAGCCUUCAGCACAGCCUGUCCAAACUCAAGCAAGACAGCAACAAGAUGAAGAAGCUGACGGUGGCCUCCUUGAACGUUGCCUUGACUCCCGAGGAGGACCAGUGUGAACAGACACAGGAACUCGUCAACAUGAUCGGAGGACUGUCGUUCUACUCGGGGCUGGGUCCCAACUCAUGUGAGCUGAUGGGCUCGGCGCUCUACCCAGCCUCGGCCUGCAGCCAACUCCACGAAGCCUGCCGGAAACCCAGCGGUACCUACUUCAUCCGAAGCUUUGUCUAUACAGAGGUUUACUGCGAGAUGGACGUGUUUGAUGGAGGCUGGACACGCUUCGGCCGGGGCGGCAUGGCGUCCGUCUGGGACUUCGUAGACGAGGACGAGCGAGAGGUCGCUCUGACCAUCAUCAACCGGCUAGACGUCAAGCUCAUCCAGGAUCUGCGCUUCAACACCUUCCGUGUCUUCACCAACGUGACGUUCCGGAUGGUGGCGGACAAUUCGUUCAACCCAUCCACCUUGGAGAUGCGAUCUCUUCCGUGGCUCGAGGAAGUGAGUUUAACGAUCGGGAACGGUGGGGACAAAACACGCUUGGAGCUGACCGAAGAAGGAGAUCGGCUCACCUGUUUUGCAGGCGGCUCAACCCGAUGUGGUCACAGCGGCCUCCCGCGGACUGACGAGCCCUCGGGGCGAGUUGCCUUCACCUCCGUCUACUUCGGCCCGCGGGCCGUGGACCGCGGGGCCACGGCGCAUCAGUCCCAAUGGCAGCGCAAUCGCUACACUUGGUCGGGCUCCUUCUACUACCUAUUGGCCAAGUAAAAAGCAACUGCCGCAGGGGUUACCAGACCCUCAUGCCCAAGUUGUGUGUGGUCUUGAUUCAAGACUGAAAUUCUCUUGUGACAAUUAGCACAGCUAAGCUGCCGCAGCGGAAGAGGGCACUAUCAACAAAAUGAAUCAAAUCCAACCUUGGGAACUUUGGCAGCGCUACCCAGGAAAUGCCGAGUAAACCUCACGCUCAUGCACUGAAUACAAUGCGUUGAUACCUCUAUGGCAAUGGCUGCUUUAAUACUGGUCAGGGACCGUCUAGGGAAUAAAAC